UUCUCACUCCAUUGAUAUCUACCUCACAAAAUAGUCGUUAACACAGGUAAGGUUACACGGCAUUGCUUAAACAGGACAUCCAGUCUGAAACCCAGUCUUGUCACAAGCGAAGAUACAGGCGCCUGCUGGAACAGGGUACCAAUCUAGGCCAGAAACCAACCACAAGAGACCCCGAGCUUAUAACCUAACGUCUAAUUCUACAAGAAUUUGACCGUUCAACACCUUAGCAUAGCAGACUGAAGACAUGGCGGCUGUUAUAGGCUACUGGAAACUGGAGAAGAAUGACGAACGCUGGGACGAGUACAUGAAGACUAUCGGGGUCAACUUCGUGCUUCGUAAAGUGGGAAAUACCCUUACAAGCUAUGAAGAGAUAGUGCAAGAUGGUGAAAAGUGGGAAAUUCACAUGACGUCCACAUUUAAAAACAAUCAUCUGUCGUUUAAAAUUGGAGAAGAGUUUGAUGAAGUAACGCCCGACGGAAGAAACUGUAAGUCAACGUUCAUGAUCGAAGAUGAUGCUCUUGUUCACUACCAGAAAGGAAUUAAAGCCGGUGACGUCAACUCGAAAGUAACGAGGGCAAAAGUGGAUGAGGAUACCAUGACAGUUACAUUUAUUGCCGAGGGAAAGAACGUUACAUCUAUGCGAACAUACAAGAAGCAUCCCAAACCGUGAAACGGAAAAAAACGACAAGAAUCGUUAGAAAGAAGAUACUGUCGUGUCGCCAGAAUUGACGAAGAUGAUAAUAAACUACUUACCAUGUGUUUGUAAAAAGUUUGAGCGGAAGUGUGUGAAUUCAUAAAUGAAGGUUUUAAAACUUUUCUAUAUGAAGCUCGGAGUCCAUGAGUGUAACCAACCAUGGCUUGUGUUAACUGUAGUGAAGAGGUGCCAAAAUGCCGACAGACAAAUGUGAGAUGUGUGUGAUACCCGUGCUGAGUCACUGUUGAUUGCAUUCAAUUACUGAUUAUGAUAUAAUUAACGUUGGACGUGAAAGAACGUGUGAUUACACGGUGUAUGUUAAACAUUAGGACUGGGAAAUUUCACAACUUGAAUAAUCAAAACAUUUAACUUUAUAGUUCAAGUAUUUUUACUAGAGUUAAAGAAGUACAAUUCCAAGUAGGCAUUUAAGACUUCACUAGAAUAACAAAGGGGGAUUGGAUUUUCCGGACAGUUCAGUUCAUAAAACUUAUCUAUGUAGAUUCUGGGGGAAAAGGAUAUUGGUUUGUUUUUUGAUGAAUACAAAUAAAUAACAGUCAGAAAUG
Molecule: messenger RNA, 1257 nt
Organism: Pecten maximus
Lineage: Eukaryota; Metazoa; Mollusca; Bivalvia; Pectinida; Pectinidae
Product: fatty acid-binding protein, brain-like
Exons: 5
Coding region: 245-670 (141 amino acids)
Biological process (GO): fatty acid transport
Cellular component (GO): nucleus; cytosol
Molecular function (GO): fatty acid binding
Source: RefSeq, a predicted model, not a curated record